Notolabrus celidotus (New Zealand spotty) is the source of this 5570-nucleotide messenger RNA. It is a transcript of the gene ssh2b, whose product is annotated as slingshot protein phosphatase 2b. Bases 263 to 3988 code for a protein of 1241 amino acids. Gene Ontology annotation, cellular component: cytoplasm. The transcript has 14 exons. The record is from RefSeq and is a predicted model, not a curated record. Gene Ontology annotation, biological process: negative regulation of actin filament polymerization; protein dephosphorylation; actin cytoskeleton organization. NCBI's taxonomy places the organism in Eukaryota, Metazoa, Chordata, Actinopteri, Labriformes, Labridae. Gene Ontology annotation, molecular function: actin binding; protein tyrosine/serine/threonine phosphatase activity.
ACACCAGAACCACAGAGCAGAUGUUGAGAGGAGGCACCUGCCCUCCUUACAGCAUGUGUUAAAUAUGUGUUAAAUAUGUAAACAUGUCUUGUUUUUUUAAAUAAUAUUCUCUAAACGCGUUUUAUAUAAACUCUUGAUUCAUGCCGCGUUCACGGACAGUUGUAACAAAACGUGAAUCGUCCUUUUUGAUCAUCCUGGAGUGAUCCCACCUCACCUCCAUACACAUCAUCGAUUAUCGGUAACAACAGCCCGCCUCUGUGCGAUGCCUCCCGGGGUGGUGACCGCGCCACGGAGCUCAUCCUCCGGCUGCUUCUGCGCCUGCUGCGGGGAGCAGAUGAGACCCCAUCUCCCCGAGAACUCUGUGAUACCUCAGGGGGGGAUUUAUGAACUCAUCAGUGAAAGUUUCCUGACUGUGAAAGGAGCGGCUCUCUUCCUACCUCGAGGAAAUGGCUCCUCCACAUCUUCUGCCUCUCGUUUCUCACAGCUGCGCAGCAAACAUGCAGGAGACAUCCAGCAGCAUCUUCAAACCAUGUUUACCCUCCUCAGACCGGAGGACAACAUCAAACUGGCGGUUCGUUUGGAGAGUGUUCACGCUCAGAUCACCCGCUACAUGGUGGUGGUCUCAACCAAUGGUCGCCAGGACACGGAGGAGAGCGUGGUGCUCGGGAUGGAUUUCAGUCCUGUAGAUAGCUCGUGUUCUGUGGGGAUGGUUUUGCCUUUAUGGUGUGACACAUUAAUCCACCUGGAUGGAGAUGGCGGUUUCAGCGUGUCGACUGAUACCAAGGUGCACGUCUUCAAGCCUGUCUCUGUGCAGGCCAUGUGGUCGGCCCUGCAGUCCCUCCAUAAAGCAUGCGAGGUGGCUCGUUGUCACAACUACUUCCCGGGCAGCUUGUUCCUCACCUGGGUCAGCUACUAUCAGAGCAGGGUGUCCUCUGACCAGGUACGCAUCAAUGAGUGGAACGCCAUGCAGGAUGUGCAGUCACACCGUGCUGAUUCGCCCGUGCUCUUCUCUGACAUACCUACAGAGAGAGAGCUGACUGAGAGACAGAUCAAAUCCAGCCUGAGGGAGAUCAUGAUGCAGAAAGACCUUGAGAAUGUGACCUGCAAAGAGAUCCGAACAGAACUGGAAAUGCACAUGACCUGCAACCUGCGUGAGUUCAAGGAGUUCAUCGACAACGAGAUGAUUGUCAUCCUGGGCCAAAUGGACAGUCCAACAGAGAUCUUUGAUCACGUCUUCUUGGGAUCUGAGUGGAAUGCAUCCAAUUUGGAGGAGUUGCAGAAGAGCGGGGUUCGGUACAUCCUGAAUGUAACGAGGGAGAUUGAUAACUUCUUCCCUGGUGUGUUUGAGUACCACAACAUCCGUGUGUAUGAUGAGGAGGCCACGGACCUGCUUGCUUAUUGGAACGACACCUAUAAGUUUAUAACUAGAGCCAAGAAAGCCGGAUCAAAGUGCCUGGUGCACUGUAAAAUGGGUAUAAGUCGCUCUGCUGCCACUGUGAUCGCGUACGCCAUGAAGGAGCACGGCUGGGAUCUGAAGAAAGCUUUUGAUUACGUCAAGGAGCGUCGAACUGUGACCAAACCCAACCCUUCCUUCAUGAGACAGCUGGAGGAGUAUCAAGGCAUCCUGCUGGCCAGCAAGCAGAGGCACAACAAACUCUGGCGUUCCCACUCCGACAGCGACCUGUCUGAAGCCCACGAGCCGCUGUCCAAAACUCACGCCCAACCGCACAGCCUGGGUCACUCCGACCCCCGUAACCAGUCCAGCAGCACGCCCAGUCCCUCUGUGAAAGAAUUGCUGGAAUCACUUGGGACUUCAGCCAGCACAGUCAAAGCAGCACACUCCACCAGCCAGCCUGAUACCGGUGUCCAGUCCAGCAAGCUCAGCUCCUCCGCCCCUGGGAGGGUGGGGACAUCAAGCCUCGACUCCUCAUCUCACUCCGCUGCAGUCCAGACCAGCCAGUCGUCCCCUCCUCCUGGGUCCGAAGCUGGCUCUGUGUCUCCACCGUCUCCCCACCUCUCCAACGGGGUAUGUGACUCUGAGAAGCAGCCCUCGUCGCCGCCCCUCUCCCAGCCGAGGGCGGCCACUGUGGUGCCCGAACUUCAAAAAACAGACCUGGCGACUGUUGCUCAGAGCGUGUUAGUGGGCCAGCCUCACCCACCUCCAUCCUUUCACCACCUCCCCCUCUCCCCCGCUCCGUCCCCUUCUCCAGCCUGCACGGACGAUGUUAUCAAACCACAGGUGGUGUCCUGCGAUCUGCCUGUGAUAAAACCGUUACUAGUGUCAGUGCCUGAGCCCGAGACAACACAAGCACCAAGCACACAACAGGCAGGACCCCAGAGUCCGUCUGAACCAGUGCCUGUCAAAAAAACAGACUCUGACCAACAGAUGUGUUUGCCGGCCCACUCUCUCUCCACUUCUGAUCUUAUCAGCUGCCCCAGUGCCAUUCCACAGGACAACGGGAUGUUGUUCGGACACAGUGCAGACCACAUUAACUUUUUCAGUGCCAGGGAAAAGUUCAAAGGAAUGAGUCAGGAUGGUAAAAGUCACUGUGCUGCUGUACAGCAGUCGCCUCAGCCCAAGAGCUGUGGAAAGGAACAGCAACCACUGCCUCAGGAGGUCUCAGCUGGUGAGGGGAAAGAGGAAGUCAAACACAAGGAAAUGAUGGAACCUGUGCCGGUCACAGGACUGAAGCCUGCAGUGCACACAGAGACCUCACCUCUCGAGUCUCCUAGCCAACCAGAGCCUCAGGGCCCCGAGGACCAGGAAGAAGUGAGGAAGUCAAUGCAGGAAGCAAAGGAUGAAGAUGUUGUAUCAAAGAAGGAAGCAGAGAGUGCUAAAGAGGAAGUGACGAACAAAGAAGAGGAGGACGCGGCUUCUGCUGGUCUCUACAGCGACUGGACCAGGGGGUCCGUGCGGCGUGUCACCAAACAGCUGGAACAACGAAUGAAACAGGAGCAUGAAACUACGUCACCCUCCUCAUCUCCACCGUCCCUCUCAGGCAGCUCCUCCUCCUCCUCCUCUCAGCGACUUCCACCUAGCGGCCAUCUUGAAACAAUGGCUUCUACCCAGGAUGCAUCAGUUUGCUCACAGGAGUCUUGCAGCGUGCAGGAGGAGCAGGAAGAGGAGGAAGAGGAGGAUAUGGCAGACGGAGCUGUUAAAGGAGACGGAGGGGAUUUAGUUGAGGAUCCAGGAAAUUCGUUCAGAAGCACAAAAGGACAAAAACACCAGCCUGCUGAAACUAGAAAGCUCUCUACCUCGUCUUUCCACCGCUCCGCCCACUCUCCCUUUGCCUCGGUGAACUUCCUGUGUUUGGAGGGCGUGACGGGGCUGGAGUCGGACACAGAUUGGGACUUCUCCGCGGACGGACCUCAGAGCGACAUCAUCAUGAGGGAGACAUGGGAGACACUGUGCGAGCUGGGUGCCUUCCUGCAGCAGGUGAGCAUGGGCGGAGCCUGCUGCGUGGACCAGGUCUUUAACCUCAGCUGCAGAACCACUCAGAAGCGAGUGAGCAGCGUCCAGAAGAGGGUCCGAGAAGUGGAGGCCAGGAUCCGCCAGGCCGGACUGACCCCCCCUUCCAUGAUGAAGCGCUCCGCCUCUUUGGCCAAACUGGGCUGCCUGGAGCUGCUCGCCAACGACCUGAGCGAGUGGGAGUUCAACCGCAUGUCUGUAGCCCCGUUCACCGCAGAACCUCAGACGCACGCAGUGAGCGACGAGCCCAAGAAACAGAGAGUCCACAGCUCUCCCUCCUCAGUCUGCCAGCAGCAAGAAGUCGUCAUGAUCAGCGGCGAGAGGCUUUCUGACACAGGAAGCGCCUCUCCACCUUCUCCACCUCCACCCUCAAUCCCACAGGGACUCCCUAACUCUGGCAUAGACGCCCUGCCUUCACCUGCGCCAACACUAAUGACGACAAGGCAGCAGUACGGAAGGACUCACCCUCUGAGGCGGCUUAAGAAAAGAACUACUAGCACCCUUUACCACACCAUGUAACCCUCGCCGUGUGUGCGUGUGUGUGUGUAAGAGUGAGAGAGAGAGAUCAUGUACACGUGUGAGAAUCAGAAAUCAAGUGCAUAUGUUUGAUUUAUUCAGCAAAACAAACCGAUGCCUCUUGCCUUAAAGGAUCGAAGUCCUUUCUAUCUGUACAUUCUUUCCCCCUGCAGAUCUGCGGUAUGAGUGUGUGUGUGACAAAGGCUAUGAUGGCUGUGUUCAAGUCAAAUAGGAAGAAAUAACUGUUUCAGGAAGCAGCAAAAACAAUCAUUCCAAUGAAAAUAGGUAACUUUGUUCGGACGCUGACACCCUGAGCCUGCACAUAUCCACUCUCUGAAUCACGGCUGGUUUCUCCUUCAUCAAACUUGAUAAGAUUUACUUGAUCUCUGUUUGUCGGCUGAUUUGUCCACCCUUGUUUUCGGUGGACUACAGCCUCUGUUUUCCUCUUCUUGUCUUCUCAUGUCUCAUCAUCACUCCUUGAUAGUUGUGCUGGGUCACUACUGAAAAAUCUGCUUUCCUUCUGGUACAAUCUGAUGAGUGAAUCAACUCAGCACUCAGACAUCUCAAACCCUGUACAUACAGUUGAACUGACAUGACACGCAGAUAUAAAGCUGGUUUUAAUCAUUGGUUGUGCUAGCAGCAGUGCAUCUUAACACAAAAGAGCUAAGCUAACACCACAGCCACACCGGAUGAGUUUUCUCCAUCCUCUAGACAGUGACAGGAAUAUUAAAGUGAGAGUGCUUUCAUAGCUGUACAGAACUUCAUUGAAUCAAAUGCAACAAGAAGAGGCCUGCUGUUGUUGUUGUUUUUUUUUGUAACGUUUGUUUUGACUGCACAAUACCUCAGUACGUCUGAACCAAAUCUGACCUGCACAAAUGUCAAACUCUGGACUCCUGGAAUGUCAGUCGCAAACAAUUUCAGCUUCACUGUCGACAACUUAAAACUGACUGAUCUCUCUUCUUCGUCGUGCUCUCAGUUUCGGAUGCGCUCAAACUGGAUGUUUUCUGUAUGUAGUUCAGUGUGGGAGGAAAGGCGGGGUUGGUUGGGGGGAGGGGGGGUUGGAUCUGAAAGCAGAGUGUAUAUUUGUGAGUUUCUGCUUCUUUUUUUUUUCUUUGGGAUGUAAAGGUCUAUAUUGUGAGUGUCGAAAUUUUAGCAGCUGUACAUGUUUUUGUAUCUGGUUUGUGUCCAUGUGUGAGUGUGAUGGAGUAGCACAACUUUACAGUGGGGGUGUCCACUUUUUUAUUUUGAUUUUAAGUAUCUCUUUUUGUACACAUUUUUAGGAGUGUGCCUGUGACUGGCAAAUGGAGCUUCUCUGCAGUCUAUCAGAAAUGUCUGUACAGGGAGGUCUGUCAUACAUGCACUUUACUCCCUUUUUAAUUUUAAUGUGGCUUUUUUUUUUUUUUUUUUUUUAAGUGUAUGGUUGCUACUUUUGGGGAGCAUGCAUGGGUUGUAGCAGCUGUUGGGUAUGUGUGUGUGUUGUCAAAACCUGAUUUUAUUUUGUCUUAUUUUAAAAAUCAGUGUAAAUAGUCCUUUUUUUUCUAUCAUGUGCUUCAACUGUGACCAUUAAACAAUGGCAACUGAAGAA